AUGUCAUCAUCAUCAGGAUUACAAAGACGUCGUGGUGCUAAACAAUCCACACCAAAACCAAGAACAUCAGAGUCCUUUGAUGAAGACCGUUCCCCAGCUACAAAUAAUGUGGCCUCAGAUCAUAAAAUAGGAUACGAUGAUAAGGAUAUAAAAAGUCCAGCCUCUUUGAAACAACCUUUAUUAACUUUGAUGGAAGAAGUUUUGUUGAUGGGAUUGAAAGAUAAAGAAGGAUACUUGUCCUUUUGGAAUGAUAACAUUUCUUACGCUUUACGUGGAUGCAUAUUAUUGGAAUUGACUUUCCGUAACAAAAUCACUUUGGUGAAUGAUCCAGCAAGACGUCGCUUUGAAUUGAGCGAUAGAUUGGUUGAGGUUAUAGAUUCCGAACCAACUGGUGAAGUUUUAUUAGAUGAAGCUUUGAAAAUUAUGAAGAAUGAUGAAAGUAAUUUGUCCGUUACCAACUGGAUUGAUUUAUUGAGUGGUGAAACCUGGAAUUUGAUGAAGAUUAACUACCAAUUGAAACAAGUCAGAGAAAGAUUAGCCAAAGGAUUGGUGGAUAAAGGUAUUUUAAGAACUGAACGUAAGAAUUUCUUCCUUUUCGACAUGGCUACUCAUCCUGUUGCUGAUAAAUUAUCUAAAGAAUACAUUAAAAAUAGAAUCUUGAAUUUGUUAGUACAGAGGAAUGUUGAUUUGGACAGUGUUGCAAACGACCAAUUCCCAGCAGAUACUUCAUUUAAAUAUUUGAGAUCAAUUUCUUUGGUUUGUGGAUCUUAUGCUGCUAAUGUUUUAGAAAAUGUGUUAUUAUCAUUGAAUUACGACAAAAGAGAUCAAGCAUUUGCUAGAGCUGAUGAAUUAUUGGCCGAUUUCAGUGAAUAUCCAUUCAAUUUAUCACACCAAAGUCCACUAGGCGUAGGCUUGAAUUUGGGACAAGAAGUUAGUGAUGAAAUUGAAAAAUCUUCUGCUACUGAAUUGCAAUUAGAAUUAAUUGCUGCUGUUUUGAGCGUAUUUGCUAGAAUGGAUUCAAUUCUUUAA
This is a messenger RNA of Candida tropicalis MYA-3404, 1029 nucleotides long. RefSeq lists its product as uncharacterized. The transcript has a single exon. Gene Ontology annotation, molecular function: phosphatidylinositol-4-phosphate binding. Bases 1 to 1029 code for a protein of 342 amino acids. Lineage: Eukaryota; Fungi; Ascomycota; Pichiomycetes; Serinales; Debaryomycetaceae. Gene Ontology annotation, cellular component: Golgi cisterna; cytosol; trans-Golgi network. The record is from RefSeq and is a predicted model, not a curated record. Gene Ontology annotation, biological process: Golgi vesicle budding; Golgi organization; Golgi to plasma membrane protein transport.